Soboliphyme baturini is the source of this 492-nucleotide messenger RNA. NCBI's taxonomy places the organism in Eukaryota, Metazoa, Nematoda, Enoplea, Dioctophymatida, Soboliphymatidae. The record is from the annotation of a GenBank genome assembly.
AUGAACGUUGCUCGAGGACGAUUUGUUCGGCAGCAGAACCCAAUGGACGGCAUAGGACCAGCAGUGCCUCCAUAUGCCAUACCUGGUGGCGGAUUCAAUCCAGAAGGCGGAUCUAAUCCUAUGCCCGGUUGGAACCCAAAGGACGGCGUAGGGCCAGCAGUGCCUCCAUAUGCCAUACCUGGUGGCGGAUUCAAUCCAGAAGGCGGAUCUAAUCCUAUGCCCGGUUGGAACCCAAAAGACGGCGUAGGGCCAGCAGUGCCUCCAUAUGCCAUACCUGGUGGCGGAUUCAAUCCUGAAGGCGGAUCCAAUCCUAUGCCCGGUUGGAACCCAAAGGACGGCGUAGGACCAGCAGUGCCUCCAUAUGCUAUACCUGGUGGCGGAUUCAAUCCUGAAGGCGGAUCUAAUCCUAUGCCCGGUUGGAACCCAAUGGACGGCGUAGGGCCAGCAGUGCCUCCAUUUGCUACGCCCGACAAUGGGUUUGGCUCGGCCUGA